Cannabis sativa is the source of this 612-nucleotide messenger RNA. RefSeq names its product signal peptidase complex subunit 1-like. The record is from RefSeq and is a predicted model, not a curated record. The transcript is spliced from 2 exons. Lineage: Eukaryota; Viridiplantae; Streptophyta; Magnoliopsida; Rosales; Cannabaceae. Gene Ontology annotation, biological process: protein targeting to ER. Bases 161 to 439 code for a protein of 92 amino acids. Gene Ontology annotation, cellular component: signal peptidase complex; endoplasmic reticulum membrane.
AAAAGAGGUAAAAACUGAAAACAUUUAUCUUCCACUCUCCUUUUCUUCUCACAAUCCCCACCCGAUUCAACUCACAUUUCCACCUCGCCGACUCUUCCCCCACCGGCCCCCGACUUCGUCUCUUAUUCACCGGCGAUCUUCCGUACGUGUGUUCCUCAGGAUGGAUUGGCAAGGGCAAAAGCUAGCAGAGCAACUGAUGCAGAUUUUACUAUUAGCAUCAGCAGUGGUGGGAUUUGGAGCUGGUUAUGUGAUGGGCUCGUUCCAGAUGAUGAUUCUCAUUUAUGCAGGCGGUGUGGUUCUCACCACAUUGGUCACUAUCCCAAAUUGGCCCUUCUUCAAUCGCCACCCUUUGAAGUGGUUAGACCCUAGUGAAAGCGAAAAGCACCCCAAGCCACAAAGGCAGCAACCUGUGAUUUCAAAGAAGAAAUCUAAGAAAUAAAUGGGAGCUAGGUCAGUUUGACUGAUCAUAAUAAACCCGAACAAUGAUUUUUAGGCGUUUUUUUUUUUAUCCUCGAGUUGUUAUUUGACUGUUCUAGCAAUGUCAAUGGAUUUUGUUUUACCAAGACUUCAGGUUCAAUAUAUCAAUAGAUUUUAUCACUUAUCAUCUGCCAA